UCGGGUAGUAUCGGAGGGACCGUGUUGCGUUUCGGUGUGUCGCCGCUCCUUCCGCCGCCAGUCCCAGUGUUUCUGAGACAUAACCGGAGGAGGGCCGCGGGGACGUCGCCAUGAGCGCGGGUUUGGACCUGUCGCGCCGGAACCCGCAGGAGGAUUUCGAGCUCAUCCAGAGGAUCGGCAGCGGGACGUACGGAGAUGUGUACAAGGCGCGCAAUGUCAACACGGGAGAGCUGGCGGCCAUCAAGGUCAUCAAACUGGAACCAGGUGAAGACUUUAUGGUGGUUCAGCAGGAGAUUAUCAUGAUGAAAGAUUGUAAACACUCCAACAUAGUCGCGUACUUCGGCAGUUAUCUCAGGAGGGAUAAGUUAUGGAUCUGUAUGGAAUACUGUGGAGGAGGCUCGUUACAGGAUAUUUACCACGUGACCGGGCCUCUGCUGGAGUCCCAAAUAGCAUAUGUAUCCCGAGAGACCCUUCAGGGUCUUUACUACCUCCAUAACAAAAGCAAGAUGCACAGAGAUAUUAAGGGAGCGAAUAUUCUGCUAACAGACAACGGCUAUGUGAAGCUGGCUGAUUUUGGCGUGUCGGCUCAGAUCUCGGCCACCCUCGCCAAGAGAAAGUCCUUCAUCGGGACGCCAUACUGGAUGGCACCUGAGGUGGCAGCGGUGGAAAGGAAGGGCGGGUAUAACCAGCUGUGCGAUAUCUGGGCCGUGGGCAUCACUGCCAUCGAGCUGGCCGAGCUGCAGCCGCCCAUGUUCGACCUUCAUCCAAUGAGGGCUCUUUUCCUCAUGACCAAGAGCAAUUUCCAGCCACCUAAACUGAAAGAUAAAGUGAAGUGGACGAAUAACUUCCAUCAUUUCGUCAAAAUGGCGCUCAUCAAGAACCCCAAGAAGAGGCCGACGGCUGACAAACUGCUCCAGCACCCGUUCGUGUCGCAGCCGUUGAGCCGCACCCUCGCCAUCGAGCUCUUGGACAAAGCCAGCAACCCGGACCACAUCGAAGAGCACGACGUCGAGGACGAAGACGCCGACCCUGAGUCUCCUGUCUCGGUUCCCUCUCGGAUAAAACCAAUAAGCAGAAGUGCGCGGGAUGAGAAGACCCUCUCAGAGAUUAACUUCGAUCAGGUGAAGUUCGAUCCUCCCUUGAGGAAGGAGACGGAGUUGCAUCAUCAUGAGCCGGAGCUGCAGUUGGAGUCACAGAGCUUACUGGGUGAUAAUAAAAGUCUGUUGAGAUCCGUAGCGGAGGAGCUCAAUCAGAGGGGUCAUGUGACACAUUUAGAGGAGGAUGAGGAGGAUGGUGAUGAUGAAGCCGAACAUUCACACUCGAGUGCCACAAUGAGGCCCAAAGUACCUCCACCGUUACCACCCAAGCCGAAAGCUCCGACUCCACCUCAGAGCGACCCCGACCUGGACGACGGCGGCGAUGGAACCAUCAAGCGUUGCCCGGCGUCCUCAAGCCCCGCCCCCACCCCUCCUCGCCCCACCUCCUGCGUCCCCCCCAGGCCUCCGCCCCCUCGCCUGCCUCCACAGAGACGCAGCAGCUUAGGUAAAGAGCCUCCCGAGCGUGCUCAGACAGAGCCUGAAGGGGAUGAUGGGAGUUUUAGGUUCUGGGAGUGGCUUCACGCCGAGGAGCAGCGGGACGACAGUAACGGAGUGAGUCUCACUCAGCAGAAUGGCGAGCAAGAAAGACAGUCGACUCUUCCCAGCGUCCCCAGUCGCAAGACUAAAGAGAUUCCCAAGCCCAUAAGUAACGGCCUGCCUCCAACUCCGAAAGUGCAUAUGGGAGCUUGUUUCAUGAAAGUGUUUAACGGCUGUCCGCUGAAGAUCCACUGUGCUUCAUCCUGGAUCAACCCAGACACUCGAGAUGAGUAUUUAAUUUUCGGAGCGGAGGAGGGUAUCUACAGCCUCAAUCUGAACGAGCUUCAUGAGACCUCCAUGGAUCAGAUCUUUCCACGGAGGUGCACGUGGCUGUACGUGAUGAACAACUGGCUUCUCUCCAUAUCUGGCAAAGCGUCUCAGCUUUACUCUCAUAACCUGGCCGGUCUUUUCGGACAAGCCAGACAGAUGCAGAAGUUACCGGUGGCAAUUCCAACACACAAGCUGCCCGAUAAAAUCAUCCCCCGAAAGUUCACGGUGUCGAAUAAGAUUCCGGAUACGAAGGGAUGCCAGAAGUGUUGUGUAGUUCGUAAUCCAUACUCCGGACACAAGUACCUGUGUGGUGCGUUCCAGUCCAAUGUAGCUCUAUUUGAAUGGGUAGAGACUAUGCAGCGCUUCAUGCUCAUUAAGUGUGUAGAUUUGACGCUGCCGUGUCCGUUGGAGGUGUUUGAGAUGCUGGUGGUACCGGAACAUCACUACCCUCUGAUCUGUGUGUCAGUCAGUAAGGGGAGUCAGCCUGAUCAGAUGGUCACCUUCGGCACCGUCGACCCCAACACCGUCAUGCCCACUUUCACUGAGCCUGACACGCCACAGACGUGUGUGAAUCAUGUCACACAGCUGGAGAGGGACACCAUACUGGUGUGUUUGGAUCGUUGUAUAAAGAUGGUGAAUUUACAGGGCCGGUUAAAAUCCAACAAGAAGCUCUCGGCAGAGCUCACCUUCAACUUCCAGAUAGAAGCAAUUGUGUGUUUGCAGGACAGUGUUCUGGCGUUCUGGAGGCACGGCAUGCAGGGACGCAGUUUUAAAACCAACGAGAUCACACAGGAGAUCUCGGACAGCUCGCGGAUCUUCAGGCUGCUGGGAUCAGACAGGACGGUGGUGCUGGAGAGCCGACCGACAGAUAAUCCCACAGCUCAGAGUAACCUGUACAUACUGGCAGGCCACGAGAACAGCUACUGAACACACACACACACACACACACACUAAACCGCAUUCCUCAGCCAUGCUGCGUAACACACUACACCCAGCCACAAGUAUAAGCUCUGUGUGUGCACAUAGACAUUCCUGCUCAACACACAUACACACACCCCAUACGCCAGCCGCCGUUCUCUUAAACUACUGUACGCUACACAACAGCCAUAAAUCAGCACAGAGAUAAAGGGGCACGAACCUCGGAUCGUACACUAACACAUUCGGCUAUUUUAACGUAUUUAUUCUGACACGUCACAACGAGGAGUCUUGGUUUAGAUUUUUUUUUUUUGUACGUUUUAUACAUUCCUGCCUGCAGCCUGUCCUUAAUCCUAGUCUGGCUUUAUUCAUAGCCAUUGUUAUUCCAGGGCAACAAAAUAAUAUCAGAAAGGUUUAAUCUGAGAGUAGAGACAUUUCGAUUUCGAAUAAAUAACAAAAUUAUUAUUAAACGCUGAAUAUAAAACACUAAAUUGUAUUAUUCUCAAGAAAUUACACCGAAAUUAUUUAUAGUUAUUUUAAUAACCUCCAACAAUAAUCUGCUGUGACUUUCAACUAGCUGCUAUAAUUUGGUGACCGGUAACCUCGGGUGAUAACCUUAUCUUGCUAUGAACAACUAACUAGCUGUACAUUCCUUUUAUUAAAUAUAAUAAUAAUAGGAAACAUUUCCAUUCAUAAACAAAACCUCUUUACAAACGCAAACAUGGCUCAGAGCGCAAUUUUUGGCUGAAUUAGGAUUAUUCCUUUAAUCCUGUACGCAUUAUUUCAUUCAGUCAACAGAAAAUCAGGACCACGAAAGCAAGGAGGGUUCUGAAGAUAAAGCCACGUCAGAUCUAAACGUUCUGUAUUUAAUGUACUAUUUUAAAACGGUCUAUUUUACCUAAUAAAUACUUAUGUGAAAGCAUUACAGGACCAGUCGUGCUCAGAUUUGCCCUUUUUUAAACAAUUCUUACUUCAGGAAAACUAAACUCACUCACAUGAUUCCUUUAAGUAUUAUUUUAUCAUGUAUUUGGGAUCCUUGUCGGCCUGUUCAGCAUAUAGAAGUGAGAAUAUAAAUAAGAAUCAAAUCUUAAUAUAUCAGAUCAGAUGUACAUUCCAAAUAAAUCCUUCUCCCAGCAUUAAAUAAAGGGGCGUUUUCCACACAAGUAGAGUUGAUUUAGAUGUUCAUUACAGGACCAAAAUCAGAACCCAGUUCCCUGAGGCUGUCUGUAAUGAUGCCUUUAUGGAGAACAACAAUUAGAGCCAAACUGUAGUUUUUAUAUUUGAACUAGACCAAAGUCUACAAAUAAAACGUCUUAAUAACACAACGUUCAUGUUAUAAAUACAGAUGAAGUUAAAAUGUACAUAUAUUAUUUAGAGGCUCAAACUCAUUUCCUCCCAGUAGGUGCUGAACCUUCUGUUGUGCCCACAGAAAGCACUAAAUUAGCUGCAGGUUAAAUUUCGAUUAUAAAACAUUCGUACCACUUCAAAAGUGGUCUUCAUUUUCUGCUUUAAAGAAGAUAAAAGAAAUCCAGAUGAAUAAUAACACUCACUACAGGAGCGUACUUUGCUUUACUCCUUUGCUUCACACGAUCUGAUCACUAAUCACUGUAUUCACAUCUUUUUUUUUUUACAAUGAUAUCGUGACGUUCUCCGUUCUGCAAGUGCACAGACGAUGUAAACUGUCCAUGAAACAAAGCACACACGCUCACACACGUCGCCUCGCACUACAGACAUUUACACACGAGCUGUGAUGUUCGUUAAUAAUAGUGAUUACUGAUAGAGACGAUUUUAAAUAAUAAUAGAUCUUUGAUGCAUCAUGAUAAAGCAGAGAUGCGGUUUGUGUAAAUAUUAACCAACCCAAGAACUCUUGUAUUGACGGCUGCAUUCACAAGGACAUUGUGGUAUUUACUGUUGUUGAGAUUAAUCUAAUGAAUCUCUUGAUCUCUGCACUCGUGUCAGAAAGAGACUCACUGGUGUAAAAUUCAUGUAAAUGUAGCGUUUUUCUGAUGCCUAACAGAUUUAUUGAUCGUCGAGGUUCAUCGUCACUUUGCUUUCAAAUAGUUGUAAUAUCUGACUUGGGCACCAGUCUAUUGUGGGGCUUCAGGCCAAACCCACCUGCAUUAACAAUUUCAACCCCUAGAAUGCUACUGUAUAUUAUUUCUGUAAAUUCUAAAUAGUAUAACAAACCUGAGCAGAGUUUCCUUCCUUUCUUUUAGAUUCGCUUUAUUUUCAGUGUUAUUUUAUCUUGUGUGUAUUAAAGCCAAACCCUCUGUAUGAUAAAUAAAUAACACAAGUUAAUAUUAUCUAAUUGUUAAUAAAAUUGUACUGCUGCAAAUGCUUAGCAGGUAUGUUCUGAAACAGUUUAGUAACAGGUACAUACCAUUGUUUAGAGGUUUGCAUUUGACUGUGUGUGUGAUAUAUACAUAUACAUAUAUAUACACACACACACACACACACACACACACACACGCGAGGGAUCUUUAAAAAGUUUCCGCACUUUUAUAUUUUAGUAAAUAUUUAGUGAUAAACGAUGAGGGCGGGACAGGAGGAGGAGGAAUCGGUCGUGUCUGAGAGACAGGGAGACUCUUAUAGUCUGGAUUUAGCUCCAUCUGAUUUCCACCUUUUUGGACGCUCAGAGAAGCUUUAAGUGGAAGAAGGUUUUCAUGUGAUGAUGUGAAAGCAGCGGCACAUCAGUGGCUACGCUCUCAGUUUUUUGUCUGACGGCAUUAAAAAGUCGGUACGAUGCUGGGAAAAUGCAUCGGAAGGUGAGGAUGUAGAAAAGUGCUGAGACCUUUUGAAGAACCCUCGUAUUAGAGGAUAUUUUUAUGUUUCGCUGCUUGUAUUAUAUCUAAAUUGGGCAGUAAAAUAACAGGGAGUUUUAUGGCUAGGAACAUUCAAUGCAGUUAAAUUUGUAUUUUAUAUUCAUGCUUUUCUGAGUUACGUUCAAAUAAUGAAAUCAGUUAGAAAAUGUGUUGUUUUUUUUUACAAUGCCGUAAUGACCUUGUGAACGUAGUCGUCUGUUUCUAAAUGCUAAACAUUUCAAAUAUAAGAAUUCGAGUCUUGGGGUGACAUUUAGCAACAUGUGCAUGCUUUCUAGAGAAGUGUGUUUGAGCUGCUGCAUCGGACUCCGUUCUGACCUCUGGGCCAAAAUAUCACACGGAGCGUUUCUCAUCUGUAUCCUGUCCGAUAGAGGGAUCGCUUGUUUAUUUUUAUUUUUCUCGAUAGCUUCUGCUUGAUAGAGAUUGAGACACGCUUUGUAAUUUCAUCAGACAGCACAUGGCCUACCAGUGGAAACACGCAGGGUGUCGUAUAUCCCACACAUUGCUCAACACACAGAUAACAGAUAAGUGCGUAUUUAAGAGAGCUAGAUUAACGCGUAUAGAGCGCAGUAGUUCGAACCUUAAUGCAACUUUUAAUCCUGACACGCAGGUUCCAGCAUGUGUAUCUGAUAAACUCCGCGUCGUCGGCUGCAUCGUUAACGUGUUCACACUUCAGUGCACAUGACCUGUAAAUAGUGUACGAUAAUAUUUGGUUUUACAGACUGUAUAAUCGUCUAUAUUUUGUUUCGGAUCUGAUGAGAUUAAGGUAACACAUUAAAGUUGAUAAAAUGUAAA
Messenger RNA from Trichomycterus rosablanca, 6433 nucleotides. RefSeq names its product mitogen-activated protein kinase kinase kinase kinase 3b (gene map4k3b). Gene Ontology annotation, cellular component: cytoplasm. Bases 111 to 2831 code for a protein of 906 amino acids. Lineage: Eukaryota; Metazoa; Chordata; Actinopteri; Siluriformes; Trichomycteridae. The record is from RefSeq and is a predicted model, not a curated record. The transcript has 32 exons. Gene Ontology annotation, biological process: protein phosphorylation; intracellular signal transduction. Gene Ontology annotation, molecular function: ATP binding; MAP kinase kinase kinase kinase activity.